Messenger RNA from Linum trigynum, 2157 nucleotides. Lineage: Eukaryota; Viridiplantae; Streptophyta; Magnoliopsida; Malpighiales; Linaceae. The record is from the annotation of a GenBank genome assembly.
AUGAACGGUAUGGGACGGCAGGGACAGAGAUCUGGAGCAGGAACGACGACCACUGUACACCAUCAUAUACAGUACUCCGAUAACUUCGUGGACACCUCAUCUAGUGGCCGAUGGCUUCAAUCUGCUGGUCUUCAGCACCUUCAGAACUUCUCUUCCGAUGGGGCUUCUUCUAUUCCUCCCCUCAGGUUUCCAGAUCUCUCUCUCAUCUCCGUGUCAGUUUCUUUCCCCUCUUUUCGGUUUAUAUUCAUUUCACCAACCAGUAGCUUCGUUUGGUUCCUCGGAAAAUUUGAUCUUGCUUAUUUGGGCACGAUAUCUUGCUUAUUUGGGCGCGAAUAUAAAGCUACUGCUGGUCUUCAGCACCUUCAGAACUUCUCUUCUAAUGGGGCUUCUUCUAUUCCUUCCCUUCAGGACUACAAUUUCUAUGGCGGCGGCGACGGGGGAGGACUAGGGCAGGGGAUGAGGGUGUACCGCAAUGCUCAGAGGGGGUUUAAUGGCGGCGCUGAGUUGUAUACUGAACCAUCAACACCUCCAGUUAGUUCAAGGCAAACCGGCCAGAGGAAGAGCGGGGUAGAGUCUCCAACAGAGUUCAGUCCUGGGAUUUUGGAACUUCACUCAUUUGAUACUGAGUUGCUUCCUGAGUUUCAAAAAUGUACGAUAGAUCUUCUCUUUUUCAACCUGGUCGAGCAAGAAUCUUUGAUGUUGCUGAGCCUAAUGUUUCAAGCUGCCAGAGCUCCUGCUAUACCAGAUGACAACGUCCUGAAAAGUUUUGCAGCAGACAAGGAGAAGACCAGUUAUGUUGCAAAGAUAAAAGUGGUGGUUCGUAAGAGACCAAUGAAUAAGGAGCUGGCAAAAAAAUUCCAUGAGACUAAACUCAAGGUUGAUCUAACUGGAUAUAUUGAGAAACAUGAAUUUGUCUUUGAUGCUGUAUUAAAUGAGGAGGUAUCAAAUGACGAGGUGUAUCAUGAGACAGUGGAACCCAUAGUCCCAAUAAUUUUUCAAUGCCUUAAAGCAACUUGCUUUGCAUAUGGUCAAACAGGAAGUGGUAAAACUUAUAAUAUGAAGCCAUUGCCUCUUAGAGCAUCAGGAGAUAUCUUGAGGUUAAUGCAACAUACUUACCGAAAUCAAGGGUUUCAGCUGUUGUUCAGCUUCUUCGAAAUAUAUGGAGGAAAGCUAUACGAUCUCCUCAGUGACAGGAAGAAAUUGUGCAUGCGGGAGGACGGUAAGCAGCAAGUUUGCAUUGUGGGUUUGCAAGAGUACAGAGUUUCAGAUGUAAAGAUGAUAGAAGAGCUUAUUGAGAGAGGAAAUGCCACAAGAAGUACUGGCACAACUGGUGCAAAUGAGGAAUCCUCUCGUUCGCAUGCCAUACUACAGCUUGCUGUAAAGAGGACAAUUGAAGUAAAUGAAACAAAGCUCCCAUGUCUGGUUAAGAAGCUCUAUUUCAUAGAUCUUGCUGGAAGUGAACGUGGUGCAGAUACUACAGAUAAUGAUAAACACACAAGAGGCAGUAAAUUAAUUGAGGUUCUAAGAGACUCCUUUGUUGGCAACUCUCGCACUGUCAUGAUAUCAUGCAUUUCGCCAAGCUCGGGCUCAUGUGAGCAUACACUGAACACAUUGAGAUAUGUUGACAGAGUGAAGAGCCUUUCUAAAGGGAACACUUCCAAGAAAGAUACACUAUCUUCAACCUUAAAUAUGAAGGAGUCGAUUGCUAUGCCCCUGUCAUCAAUUUUGCCUGCCGGCUCGUCAUUGGAUGAUGAUGUAACUGAUGCAUGGGUUGAGCAAGAUGAGGGAGAUGACUUCAAGGAUGUAGAGGACUAUGAGCCAGAGAAACCAGUGAGGAGAGAGAUUGGAAAGUUAGCAGAAGCUUACAAUCCUCCACCUAUCUCAGAGGACAAGUCUCGGAAACCCAAUGGCCAGACUAAAUUCAACAAUCUACCAAAACCCACCAAUAUCAAGAAGUCAGAAGCAGAUGACGAUUUAAGCUCCCUACUAAAGGAAGAGGAAGAUCUUGUAAGCGCUCACAGGAAGCAGGUUGAGGAUACCAUGAAUAUCGUUAAAGAGGAGAUGAACCUGUUGGUGGAAGCAGACCAACAAGGGAAUCAGCUAGACGACUACAUCACGAGGGAUCACAAUGUGUUGGUGGCUUCCUCUGGUUAUUAA